UGCAUGCUCCGUGCGAGCCCCGGUGGGGGAGGGAGAAUAAAGCUGCUGUUGCCGGUUCAGUGUGCGUCGGGCUGCAGAAUUACGUCCAUGUUUUUCUCCAGCUCAUCCCAUCCUCCCAUGACACAGGGAAGAGAAAUGGCUGCAGUGGAGCCAGCUCAGGGGCCGGUAACCUUCGAGGAGGUGGCUGUGUAUUUCACCAGUGAAGAGUGGGCUCUGCUGGACCCCACUCAGAGAGCCCUCUACUGGGAUGUCAUGCAGGAGAACUAUGAGAAUGUGACCUCACUGGGGUUUCCAGUUUCCAAACCUCACAUAAACUCCCAGCUCGAACAAGGGGAAGAGCCAUGGGUUCCAGACCUCCAGCGUUCAGAGGAAAGAGAGAUCUUGAGCUUUUCCUGCACAGCAGGUUAUGCAAUGGUAUGUGAGAAAGAGGAGCAGAAUUCUCACCAGGAAAAUGUUGAGCAAGUGGCUAAACACAGAGAAUUAUUGCAAAGAUCGAAAAGAGAUGUGUCCAGGAGUCUUGAGCAGGGAAAAUCCUGUGAGAUUCAGCACAGACCAGAAAGAGAGCAAGGAAACCAUCCAGGGGAGAAAAUGGGUAAAUUUAUUUCCUGUCGGGGAACUCAGAAGCGUGUCAAGGAAACCACAACACAGCAGGAAAUCCUCAUGGGAAAGAGGGAAAAUACAUGCAGUGAGUGUGGAAAAACCUUCACUUCCAGCUUAGCCCUUUCUGUUCAUCAGAGAAUCCACAUAGGGCAGAGGCCUUAUGAAUGUCAUGAAUGUGGGAAAAGCUUUAUUACCAACUCAGGCCUUUCUGAGCAUGAGAGAAUCCACAAAGGGGAGAGGCCCUAUGAAUGCUGUGAGUGUGGGAAAAGCUUUAUUACCAACUCAGGCCUUUCUCAACAUCAGAGAAUCCACACAGGGGAGAGGCCCUAUGAAUGUCAUGAAUGUGGGAAAAGCUUCACUCGCAGCACAGGCCUUUCUCAACAUCAGAGAAUCCACACAGGGGAGAGGCCCUAUGAAUGCUGUGAGUGUGGGAAAAGCUUUAUUACCAGCUCAGCCCUUUCUCAACACGAGAGAAUCCACACAGGGGAGAGGCCGUAUGAAUGCUGUGAGUGUGAGAAAAGCUUUAUUACCAGCUCAGACCUUUAUAAACAUCAGAGAAUCCACACAGGGGAGAAGCCCUAUGAAUGCCGUGAGUGUGGGAAAGGCUUCACUCUCCGCUCAGGCCUUUCUAAACAUCAGAGAAUCCACACAGGGGAGAGGCCCUUUCAUUGUGGUGAGUGUGGGAAAACAUUCACUGACAGAUCAGUCCUUUCUAAACAUCAGAGAAUCCACACAGGGGAGAGGCCCUAUGAAUGCUGUGAGUGUGAGAAAAGCUUUAUUACCAGCUCAGACCUUCAUAAACAUCAGAGAAUCCACACAGGGGAGAGGCCCUUUGAAUGCUGUGAAUGUGGGAAAACCUUCACUGACAGAUCAGUCCUUUCUAAACAUCAGACAAUUCACACAGGGGAGAGGUGCUAUAAAUGCAGUGAGUGUGGGAAAAGCUUCACUCAGAACUGUCACCUUACUAGGCAUCAGAGAAUCCACACACAGGAGAGGCCCUAUGAAUGUCAUGAGUGUGGGAAAAGCUUCUCUCGCAGCUGUCACCUUACUGGGCAUCAAAGAAUCCACACAGGAGAGAGGUGCUGUGUAUGCAGUGAGUGUGGGAAAAGCUUCACUCACAGGUCUCAACUUACUAGGCAUCAGAGACUCCACACAGGAGAGAGACCCUAUGAAUGCUGUGAGUGUGGGAAAAGCUUUAUUACCAACUCAGGCCUUUCUCAACAUCAGAGAAUCCACACAGGGGAGAGGCCUUAUGAAUGCUGUGAGUGUGAGAAAAGCUUUAUUACAAGCUCAGACCUUUCUAAACAUCAGAGAAUUCACACAGGGGAGAGGCCCUAUAAAUGCAGUGAAUGUGGGAAAAGCUUCACUCACAGCUCUCAACUUACUGGGCAUCAGAGAAUCCACACAGGGGAGAGGCCCUAUGUAUGCAUUGAGUGUGGGAAAAGCUUUAUUACCAGCUCAUACCUUUCUCAACAUCAGAGAAUCCACACAGGGGAGAGGCCCUAUGAAUGCCGUGAGUGUGGGAAAAGCUUCACUCGGAGCUCAGGCCUUUGUCACCAUCAGAGAAUCCACAGAGGGGAGAGGCCCUUUGAAUGCAGUGAGUGUGGGAAAACCUUCAUUCACCGCCAGCAGCUUAUUAGUCAUCAGAGAAUCCACACAGGUAUGAGACCCAAUGGAAGCAGUGAGUGUGAGAAAAGCUUGUCUUGCCACUGAGCCCA
Gopherus flavomarginatus (Mexican gopher tortoise) is the source of this 2318-nucleotide messenger RNA. Its product is annotated as zinc finger protein 883-like. Gene Ontology annotation, biological process: regulation of immune system process; regulation of cytokine production; negative regulation of transcription by RNA polymerase II. The coding region runs from base 4 to 2313 and encodes 769 amino acids. Lineage: Eukaryota; Metazoa; Chordata; Testudines; Testudinidae. The record is from RefSeq and is a predicted model, not a curated record. The transcript has 5 exons.